Molecule: messenger RNA, 234 nt
Organism: Protopolystoma xenopodis
Lineage: Eukaryota; Metazoa; Platyhelminthes; Monogenea; Polystomatidea; Polystomatidae
Source: the annotation of a GenBank genome assembly
AUGCUCAAGGAAGACUCAUUAUCUUUGGUAAUAUCCACUUCUUCUUCUGCCUCUGCAAUCUUUCCUUCCCCUCGGCUCAUAUUCUUACUCCAGAAUCUGUUGUCACUUGUCCUGGCCCCAGUUGAGGUUGAUAAUCCUGGCAUCGGCAUACAAGCUGUUGCCCAGCGACCGAUACGACCAGCCGAGCUACCUCCACCAGAGGGCCUAUUCAAUCCUAACGAUUCGGCUGCUUGA